Molecule: messenger RNA, 2186 nt
Organism: Seriola aureovittata
Lineage: Eukaryota; Metazoa; Chordata; Actinopteri; Carangiformes; Carangidae
Gene: kazald3
Product: Kazal-type serine peptidase inhibitor domain 3
Exons: 4
Coding region: 387-1331 (314 amino acids)
Biological process (GO): regulation of cell growth; regulation of signal transduction
Cellular component (GO): extracellular region
Molecular function (GO): insulin-like growth factor binding
Source: RefSeq, a predicted model, not a curated record
CGUGUUUUAUUUUGGCUGGGUUGUCUCGUGCCUGUCUGUGUGCGGUGAAGCAGCGCGAGCGGCUCAGCUGUUUAAACCUCAGUCAGUCCGAGUCCCGGUCCGGGUCUGAAACUAGAAACGGGUUUCUCCGUUGGGUCGUGGACCGGAACUCACACACGGAGGUUUUUCUUUAACUUUUCAUCAUCUUUUCUUGGGUUUUCUCGGGUUUUUUCGUGUCUCCCGUGUUUUGGUCGGAGAGGAAUGAAGUCUGGAUCUCGCUGACGGACCGGCAGAUUUACGGCUCUCCUCGGCUCUUCCCUCUCGGUGAACCGGACAGAGGACCGGACAGAGGACCGGACAGACCCGGCAUCACCCGGAGCAGGACUGAGCCCGCAGACCGGGUUAAAAUGCCGGGGACGAGGGGACUAGUCCUCUUGUGUCUCUGUCUGAACCUCCACACAACCCGGUCCUUCCCCAACCAGCUGCCCGACCUCACCGACCCGCUGCUGGACUACGACCGGCUGGACGAGGAGCUGGGAGGCGGCAGGGGGCGGAACUGGACCGGGACCGGCGGGGCGGAGGGCUGCGGACCGUGUGAGCUGGACCUGUGCCCGGAGACCCGCGGCUGCCGGGCGGGUCUGGUGCUGGACUCCUGCGGCUGCUGUAAGGAGUGCGGAAACCUGGAGGGCCAAGCCUGCGACCCGGGACACCGCAGCGUCUUCUACGGGCUCUGCGGGACCGGGCUGCGGUGUCAGGAGGACCCGCGGCCCGCAGGAGGAGGAGGAGGAGGAGGAGGAGGGGGAGGGGAGGAUGAAGAGGAGGAGGUGUGUGUGUGUGAGGAGCAGGAGGCGGUGUGUGGCAGUGAUGGAACAACAUACGUGAACAUGUGCCAGUUCAGAGAGGCCGCUUUCUCCAGACCAGAGCUCAAGACCAGAGGGAGGGGGCCCUGCAAGACAGUCCCCAUCAUCAAGGUCCCUCCUCAGAGCCAGGUGAACGGGACGGGCAGCAGUCUGGUCUUCCUCUGUGAGGUCUUUGCGUUUCCGAUGGCUCUGGUGGAGUGGAGGAAGGAGGGGCGAGACGUCAUCCUGCCCGGGGACGACCCCCACAUCUCUGUCCAGUCUCGGGGCGGUCCUCUGAAAUUCGAGCUCUCCAGUUGGCUGCAGAUUGAGGGGGCGGAGCCAGGGGACUCGGGGACCUAUCGCUGCAUCGCUCGUAACAACCUGGGAUCUGUCUCGGCCUCUGCUGUACUGGGAGUACUGGGAGCAGAGGAGCUGUCGUCCUACCUGGCCAACAGCGUGGCGGAGAUGAAACAGCUGAUGGACGCCACAGACUAUGACCACGACUUCUACUGAACAACAUGUGACAUCACUUCCUGCCGUCUUUUGGUUUCCCCGCUGUCCAGCUGCCAUCACAACAGAGACAGUAAACACAUCAUGGAAUCACCCCCAGCAGAGACAGUGAACACAACAUCAGAUCGACCUAAACAGAGACAGUGAACGCAACAUGGUAUCACCCUAAACAGAGACAGUGAAUGCAUCAUGGUAUCACCCUAAACAGAGACAGUGAACACAACAUCAGAUCGACCUAAACAGAGACAGUGAACGCAACAUGGUAUCACCCUAAACAGACAGUGAACGCAUCAUUAUAUCGACCUAAACAGAGACAGUGAACACAUCAUCAGAUCAAGUAAACAGAGACAGUGAACGCAUCUUGGUAUCACCCUAAACAGAGACAGUGAAUGCAUCAUCAGAUCACCCUCAGCAGAGACAGUGAACGCAUCAUGGUAUCCCCCUCACCAGAGACAGUGAACGCAUCAUGGUAUCCCCCUCACCAGAGACAGUGAACGCAUCAUCAGAUCACCCUAAACAGAAACAGUGAACGCAUCAUGGUAUCCACCUCAGCAGAGACAGUGAACGCAUCAUGGUAUCCCCCUCAGCAGAGACAGUGAACGCAUCAUGGUAUCCCCCUCAGCAGAGACAGUGAACGCAUCAUGUCUGAUGAAGCAGAAGAUUCUGUUCCAGGUUGUUUUCACUGAUAUGUUAAUGAAUUAUGAAAAUGUUAAUAAUGUGUUAAUGUAUUAAUGUAUCAGUGUAAAUCUUUUCUCUGACAUCACACAGGAUGUGACGGGGGGGUUGAGCGUCUCCCUUCAGCUCCGUCAGUGUGAAACACAAACCUCUUAUUAUUAUAAAUAAAUGUAAACAACAGCU